This is a messenger RNA of Dentiscutata heterogama, 203 nucleotides long. Lineage: Eukaryota; Fungi; Glomeromycota; Glomeromycetes; Diversisporales; Gigasporaceae. The record is from the annotation of a GenBank genome assembly.
AAUUUGCUAUAAUAGCCCAACCACUUUAUAAACUAUUAGAGAAAGAUGUUUCCUACAAAUGGAAAGAAUAUCAACAAAAUACCUUUGAAACUUUAAUAAGAUAUUUAAUGAUGGCACCUAUCUUAAGAUACCCAGAUUUUAAAGAAUUGUUUUACUUACACACUAAUACCUCUGGCAUAGGUUUAAGAGCUGUGUUAGCUUAA